Molecule: messenger RNA, 2208 nt
Organism: Aspergillus affinis
Lineage: Eukaryota; Fungi; Ascomycota; Eurotiomycetes; Eurotiales; Aspergillaceae
Product: YccV-like-domain-containing protein
Exons: 7
Coding region: 1-2208 (735 amino acids)
Molecular function (GO): DNA binding
Source: RefSeq, a predicted model, not a curated record
AUGGAAUGUGAUGGUGGUCGCAGUUCUUUGUCCGCGGUGAACUGGAAGGCCCUCUAUAUAUCAAGGCAUUUAGCCGACCGUUCAACUUGCGAAAUCUUGGACAGUAUCCUGGCUACGCAGACUGGCAGGAUUGAAAAAUUCCGUUCAAUACUCGAUUAUGGUUGUGAUGCCAAAGACGCUCUCUUGCGAAAUAUCUCCGCAGCAGAGGAUGGAGGCGACUAUCUAGCAAGAAGAUACUUUUCCCAGUCACUCCUGGCGAGCCUUCAUCGGAGCAUUGCUAUACCGGAAUGGAGUAGACUCGGCAACAAUGAGAACGUCCCACUAGAGCGCGCACUUGGUGCCUUUGACCUUUUUAUGCCAGAAAGCGGCUAUGGGAGUUUGGAUGAGAUAAAGCGCAAGCUGGACGGGAUAUCGGCUGCUGUUUUUGUGCAGAAUCCUGACAUUGGCCAAUACACGCCUCGUGAUAAGGCUAGGGCCAUCGCAUUUCAUUUGAGGCAAGGCAACUUAACUGGCAUCGAACAGGGGCGGGAGUAUCAUUGUCUGGAGCAUAACUUUUUGGGGGUUGCUCUGAAUGAACCGGGCCAUAAUUCACUGCCACUGGUAUCAGCAACUAUAUACUGUUAUGUUGCCGAAAGACUCGGCCUGCGUGCGCGACCUUGUGGGUUCCCUUUUCAUGUGCAUGUUAUCGUUCAGCCUCCACGUGGUUUCGACAUGGAUGGUAACGUACUGGAUGGGAUCGAGGGCGACCCGAUUUACAUGGACCCGUUUCGCUCGGACAGGGAGACUCCAGUCGCAGACCUCGAGAGUCAGUUGAACUUCUUAGGCGCCUCGCCUCUUGAGCGAGCAGCACUCCUAGGUGAAUCUUCGACAUCUGAUAUCGUUUUACGGUGCAGCAAGAACAUAUUGAAUUCCGUCCAGCGCAUGUCUCGUCGCUCCGAUAUUUUAACUUCAGUUGAUGUUGCUAGCGCUACCUACGCUGCCCUUUGGUCAGCAAUGUUGCUUUCUCACUCUUCCCAUCCGGCGGAGUUAAGGCAUCAUCUGCGCUGGUUGAUGGAAUUGUUCGCUACAGAAUUCCCUUUCGACACGCUCCUUGUUGAGCGAUAUAUUGCGCCGCUCUUCCACGGGAUGGUAGAACAUGAACAUAUUUUGGAAAAUUUACACGUCAUGCGAGCUGUAGAUGAAUUACCAAAACAGGAAAAGAGACGUACCUCUUAUGCCGGUAAUAUAAAAUAUCGGAUUGGUCAGUUACUUCGACAUCGACGCUAUGAAUACAGGGCUGUCAUCACAGGAUGGGACGUGGAGUUGGAUACUAGUGAACACUGGGUUGAUCACUUGGGUGGAGGAAGGCAUCAGAUUUUCUAUCAUGUCCUCUUUGAAGACGGCACUGUUCGGUAUGUGGCGGAGGAAAAUGUUGAUAUUAUAUUUCCUUGUGCGUCAGAAUUGCCACCAUCCCUUUUCGCAGUGGCAGGAAAGUAUUUCAAGCGGUGGGAUGACGAAAAUCGGAUAUUUCGAAAAAUCGAUGAAUACGAGGUGCAGGAGGAAGAUAUUUACAAUGUGGAUGAAAAAGGCUUCUUGAUCGGCGUCCUCGCUAAAGGCAAAAGGAUCUUCUCAAAGAAGGCCUACGAGCGAGAUGGAAAUCGCGAAUGGAUCACUACGAUUGCCUGUAUCUGCGCUGACGGGACCUCGCUAUCUCCGGGCCUUAUAUAUCAAGCCGCAUCUUCAAAACUUCAAGCUUCCUGGCUGCAGGAUUUUGAAGCCCUUCAACACAAGUGUUUCCUUGCAUCUUCACCUUCCGGGUGGACGAAUGAUGAGCUCGGAUAUGCGUGGCUGCGUGAUAUAUUCGAUCGAGAAACUAAGGCGAAGGCAAGGAGGCGUUGGGGGCUUCUUAUACUCGAUAGACGGUUACGCGGUGUUUACUCUCCUAAGAAGAUUCAGCAAGCUCGUGAUCUUCAAGCGGAGAAAGAUGAAGCUUUACAACUUGCCAAGGCUUCAAAAGAGGAAGAAAGGCUUCGUAAACAGUGCGAGAAAGAAGAAAAGAGGCUUUUAAUCGAAGAGCGCAAGCGAAUCCGCGCUUCAAAUAAAGAAAUUCGACUUCGUGAGGCGGAGGAAAAGAAGCGUAAAAACCAGGAUGAUCAGCUCGCUAAGCAGGCCGAUAUACAGCUUCAAAAUAACUUCAAUAAUCAAUUCGGCUCAGCGAGGCAAAAGUAA